Messenger RNA from Penicillium olsonii, 1401 nucleotides. Lineage: Eukaryota; Fungi; Ascomycota; Eurotiomycetes; Eurotiales; Aspergillaceae. The record is from the annotation of a GenBank genome assembly.
AUGGCUCCUCCAGUUGCCGAAGCAGAGGUCACCUCUGAGCAUACCAAUGAUACCCACCAGCUCACCCGGUCUCGGUGGUCUUUCUACCGCUCCAUUCCUUUCCAGAUCGCCAUUGCCAGUGGUGUUUCAUUCACUGCUCCUGGAAUGUGGGAUGCUCUGAACAACCUUGGCGCGGGCGGCGCUGCCGAGCCCUACGCCGUGUCGGCCGCUAAUGCUUUGGUCUAUGGGCUGUUUGCGGUUGUGUGUAUUGCCGCCGGUGCUAUCAACAACCGUAUCGGACUUCGUUUCGGACUCGUUCUCGGUGCGAUCGGUUACCCGAUCUACGGUGCCGGUCUGUACACCAACACCUACCACCCUACGACAUGGUUCAUGCUCUUCGGUUCCGCCCUGUGCGGUAUCUCCGCAGGCUUCUUCUGGGCCGCAGAGGCGGCCAUCAUUAUCGGUUACCCCAGCCCCAGCGAGCGUGCCUUUUACCUUGCUGUUUGGCAAACGGCCAAGGCUGCGGGCCCCAUUGUCGGUGGCGCGAUUAGCUUGGGUCUCAACGCCCAGCAUUCCGGAAAGGGAACUGUCAGCGCUGCCACUUACAUUGUCUUCAUUGUGAUCAUGUGUCUGGGUUUCCCUAUUGCGCUCUGUCUCAGCCCUGCAGAGAAGGUCCAGCGCAAGGACAGGUCUCUUGUUAUCGUCGAGAAGAAGGAAACCUGGGCCAAGGAAUUCAAGGCCGUGUUCUCUCUGUUCGCCACUCGUCGCGUCCUCCUUCUCCUGCCCGCCUUCUUCAUCAGCUACUUCUACAACGGCUUCAUGAGCACUUGGCUUACCGACUACUUCACCGUCCGAUCCCGCGCCUUCUCAUCCUUCUUCACCAACUUUUCCGGAAUCGCCUCCUCCUUCAUCCUCGCCGCUCUGCUCGAUCGUCAAUCCAUUUUCAUCAAGACCCGCGCCAAGAUUGCCUUCACCUCCAUCGUCGUCAUUCUCACCGGAACCUGGAUCUGGGCCAGCAUUCUGCAGAACCAAUUCUACAGCGCCCCGGAGGCCCCAGUUUUCGACUGGUUCAAGGGCGGAUUCGGCAAGAGCUACGCGCUGAUCUUCUUCUGGCAAUUCGGAGGCCAGGCCUUCCAACAAUUCCUGUACUGGCUGAUUGGCCAGUACAGCACGGACAUCUCGGCUUUGUCCUACCACUGCGGAAUCCUGCGUGGAUUUGAGGCUCUCGGCCAGACCGUGGCUUGGGCCAUGCAGACCGAAGGUAACGCAAACCACUUCGUCAGCAUUGGUCUCAACUUUGGUAUCACCAUUCUUGCUGUCAUUCCCACGUGGAUUGUGCUCUCUGAACUGGAGCACAGCCACGAGGUGCAGGUCACCUCGGACGACACGAAGACGGCUCCGGCCGGCGAGUCAAGUGCUUGA